CGUUGGAGAUAUAGCAGUUGGAAUGAAAAGAGGAUCUGAUGAGCUGAGUAUGUACAACAAUCCCAACUCUGACAUGAGCACUAGGCGUGACGGAACGUCCAAUGGCAGUGACAGUAAGAAGCUCAGGGUGGAGGAGGCUCUGCCGUCUCGUGUGAUUCACAUCAGGAGGCUUCCCACUGAGGCAAUGGACGCAGAAGUCAUAGCUCUUGGUCUACCUUUUGGCAAAGUAACAAACAUCCUGACAUUGAAGGGGAAGAACCAGGCCUUCCUGGAGAUGGGAACGGAGGAGGCGGCCAUCACAAUGGUGAACUAUUACAACACGGUCCCUCCACACGUCCGCAACUCCCCCGUCUACGUUCAGUUCUCCAACCACAAAGAGCUCAAAACUGAUGCUGCCAGUCAG
Molecule: messenger RNA, 403 nt
Organism: Oryzias melastigma (Indian medaka)
Lineage: Eukaryota; Metazoa; Chordata; Actinopteri; Beloniformes; Adrianichthyidae
Product: polypyrimidine tract-binding protein 2
Biological process (GO): mRNA processing; regulation of RNA splicing
Cellular component (GO): nucleus
Molecular function (GO): mRNA binding
Source: RefSeq, a predicted model, not a curated record